This is a messenger RNA of Macaca mulatta (Rhesus monkey), 4154 nucleotides long. It is a transcript of the gene P2RY6, whose product is annotated as pyrimidinergic receptor P2Y6. Gene Ontology annotation, cellular component: plasma membrane. NCBI's taxonomy places the organism in Eukaryota, Metazoa, Chordata, Mammalia, Primates, Cercopithecidae. Gene Ontology annotation, molecular function: G protein-coupled ADP receptor activity; G protein-coupled UDP receptor activity; G protein-coupled UTP receptor activity. Gene Ontology annotation, biological process: cellular response to pyrimidine ribonucleotide; G protein-coupled receptor signaling pathway. The record is from RefSeq and is a predicted model, not a curated record.
ACUUUGGGCGGGAAGGCUGGGUUCAGCAUUGACUUAAAGGAGGCCCACAGAGUUAGGAGGCCCAGAGGAAGGGAUUCCACCCAGCUGGGGGGAUAAAAAAAGGAAGAAGCAAGGUGAGAUCUGGAGCUAGAUAGAUACUUAGGGUUUUGAUAAAUGGAGAUUAGUUGGAUGGCACUUUGUGUGAAGGGAACAGUGGAGAUGGGGAGGCUGGAGAGGGAGUCUGGCUCUCUGGCUGCCACUGGCUAUGUAGGAGUCUCCACGUCUUGGGAAUGUGUGACGAAAGAGGAAGGGGCAAGGGCAGAGUGGCCCUGGUGUACUUCAGAUAGGGCUGGAGGGCUUGGCAGGGGUCUUGAAUGUCAGGAAAAGGGUUUGGGCCUUUCCCCCAAAGGGCAGAGGAAUGGAGAGAAGGAUGUAGUCAGAGCCACUUGUUAGCAAGCCCCCCGCACCAUGGGCAGAGUCCAGCCCAGGAAGAGGCUGGGGUCUGGUCUGGUCCAGAACUUAGGACCCAAGAGCUAGUGACAGAUGUCAGCGCCAAGGUCAGCUGCUGCCUGGAGGUGGGAGCCAAGAGCACCCUCCUUGAGGCCAGCCCCUGCCAGGAACUGGGAGAACAGCUCAGCUCUCCUAGGUCCUCAGAAAAUAGACAAAGGAGCCGGGGUGAUGGUCAGGCCUCUUUCCUGACACAGCCCUGAAGGUUUUCCCAGACAGCUGUGCACUGGAUCCCCUCCUGCAGCCCUCUGCCUCCUUCCAAGGGGGAGGGGAGGGGGUCCCAGGAGGAUCAGUCUCACCAGGGUGUGCGAGUGGCAGACUGCUGUCCCCACUCAUCUGAGACAGAGGGCUGUCCCUGGGGGUGGGAUCUGAGGGUGAAGGCCUCCCAAAGGAAGGUUGAGGGAUGCAGCACCCCUCUAACAUGUUCUCCUCCUCACCACAACCUUCUUCCCUUGCAGACUGGUCUCCUCAGACCCUGUGUGAGGAGAGGGGUCAGGGAGGGGCAGAGGCUUCGUCUCAAAGGCCAGCCCCACGGAACCAGCAGUUUUCUUUUUCCUCAGAUUUCUUUGUCAGACCCUGUGUGAGAGGAGAUUGGUCUGCAGGAACAGAGGGUUAUGGUGAGGAGGGGAACAUGGUAGAGGGGUGCUGUGUCCCUCAACCUUCCUCCUCACCCGGAGUGUCCUCCCACCCUUCUCCACCCAUGGAAAUCCUGGUCAACCACCCAGGCCUUGCUCUGUCUUUCAUUCUGCUCUGAAAAGUCUCUUCCACCAGGUGGUUCACACUGGUCUCCUCCAUCAGACUAGCAUAUCUGUAUCUGUAUCCCCAUAUCUCCAUGUCCACCUAUACACUAUGCCCUCAUGUAUCUAGCUGGUAGAGAGGACUCAGUGAAUCCCUGUCAUGUGGAAACAAGAGAAUGAACAUGUGAAUGAGAAUGGCCCGAACCAAUGAAUGAAGAGAUGAGCAGACGUUCUCUGCCUGUGCUCAUCCUGGCUUCAUGGCUAUGCUGUGGGGGGCUGCUAUGUUUCUUCCUCUGGUCUCCUCGUCGUUCCUACCUUGUCCUAGCUGGGCACCCAGCACUCCUAGCAUACGGUCUAAAGCCCCACAAAGAAUCUUUGGUAACUGAGGGUGACAUGGGAUGUGGGCUGCAGACAGAGAAUCCAACAUUAUCAUUUUGCCCAGAAUUGGGGUAAAAUAGCUUCACCAAAAUGAAAUGGUAAGUUGGGAAGAAUGUAUUUUUCUCUAAUAUAACUUUUUUAAAUCCCAUAACCUUACUUAGUAGGUAUAUUAAGAACAGAAAACACUUGGCCCCAUGCCAAGCACUGAUCUUCACAACAAUCUUAUAAGGCAGGUACUAUCUCAUCUCAUUUUACAGAUGGGGAAUCUGGAGGACAGAGGUUAACUAGUAUGCCCAAGACCACAUAGCUCAUCCGUGGCAUAGCUGGGACUUGAACCUAAGCAUCUGGACCAGAGUCCAUAUACUUUGCCUGAACCCUUUACCACCCACUGAGUGCAUUUGCAGGACUUCAUAUUUUUUCUGGGCCUCAAUUUUUCCCGUCUGUAAAAUGGGAAAAGAGGAGGAUUAGAUUCAUUAUCUCAAAGGCCCAUUGGAUUUUAGUUGUAAAUUUUCUCUAGACACCAGUAAUAUGGCAAUGUCAGUUUAGAGGUGAGUGUCUAGCAGUCAGACUUACCCCAUCAGGGAACCCCUUAGGGUAUUUGUGCUGCUGGCUCUCCCAAAACCCAGCCCGAAAGAAUGAGAGGAGGGACAAGAUGUAGAAUGCAAUGGCAUGGCAUUUAUUGAGCACUACUGAAUGUCAUCACCACACAUUUCACUGAUGAGGACGCUGGCCACAUCACUUAUGAGGACACUGUGACAUGACCUGUUUCACACAGCACGUAAGUGGGGGAGCAACAUUUAAACCCAGGCCUGCCUAGCUCUGAAGUUGGUCAUGUAAACUCUACAUCUCAUGUCUGUGGGCUACACUAAGCUGCCUUUUCUGGACUGGGCAGUUGGGUUCUGGUUCUGACUCUGCUCUGACUUACGAAGAAAGGAGCAGUCCCUGCCCCUCACUGUGCCUGGAUUUCCAUCUCUGUAAAGUAAACAGAUGACUUGGUCCCUCACCCAUCCGCCUUCAGGGACGUUGUUUUCACUCUGGGCACUAGCAGGCGCUGUGUUGUCAGAGGCUCUGCCAAACCUGCCUUUGUAGCCUCAAGUGGAACCAGGCCUUGGGGAACUGGGUAUCACCUCCUUCCCCUAUUUUACAGAUAACAAGACCUCUGCCAGAAGAACCAUGGCUUUGAAAGGUGGAGUUCAGGCUGAGGAGAUGGGUGCGGUCCUCAGUGAGCCCCUGCCUCCCUGAACAUAGGAAACUCACCUGAGCAGCCAUGGAGUGGGACAAUGGCACAGGACAGGCUCUGGGCUUGCCACCCACCACCUGUGUCUACCGCGAGAACUUCAAGCGACUGCUGCUGCCACCUGUGUAUUCGGCGGUGCUGGCGGCUGGCCUGCCGCUGAACGUCUGUGUCAUUACCCAGAUCUGCACGUCCCGCCGGGCCUUGACUCGCACGGCUGUGUAUACCCUAAACCUCGCCCUGGCCGACCUACUGUAUGCCUGCUCCCUGCCCCUGCUCAUCUACAACUAUGCCCAAGGUGACCACUGGCCCUUUGGCGACUUCGCCUGCCGCCUGGUCCGCUUCCUCUUCUACGCCAAUCUGCAUGGCAGCAUCCUCUUCCUCACCUGCAUCAGCUUCCAGCGCUACCUGGGCAUCUGCCACCCGCUGGCCCCCUGGCACAAACGUGGGGGCCGCCGGGCCGCCUGGCUAGUGUGUGUAGCCGUGUGGCUGGCUGUGACAACCCAGUCCCUGCCCACAGCUGUCUUUGCUGCCACAGGCAUCCAGCGUAACCGCACCGUUUGCUAUGACCUCAGCCCGCCUGCCCUGGCCACCCGCUAUAUGCCCUAUGGCAUGGCUCUCACUGUCAUCGGCUUCCUGCUGCCCUUUGCUGCCCUGCUGGCCUGCUACUGUCUCCUGGCCCGCCGCUUGUGCCGCCAGGAUGGCCCAGCAGAGCCUGUGGCCCAGGAGCGGCGUGGCAAGGCAGCCCGCAUGGCGGUGGUGGUGGCCGCUGCCUUUGCCAUCAGCUUCCUGCCUUUCCACAUCACCAAGACAGCCUACCUGGCAGUGCGCUCAACGCCAGGCGUCCCCUGCCCUGUGUUGGAGGCCUUUGCAGCGGCCUAUAAAGGCACACGGCCGUUCGCCAGCGCCAACAGCGUGCUGGACCCCAUCCUCUUCUACUUCACCCAGAAGAAGUUCCGCCGACGACCACAUGAGCUCCUACAGAAACUCACAGCCAAAUGGCAGAGGCAGGGUCGCUAAGACCUCCAGGGCCUGGGCAGCUUUCAUGUUUGCCAUUGUGUCCAGGGCACCAGGAGCCCCACCAACCCCAAAGCAUGCAGAGAAUUAGAGCUCAGCUCAGCUGGGCAUGGAGUAAGGUCCCUCACAGGACCCAGAAGCUCACCAAAAACUAUUUCUUCAGCCCCUUCUCUGGCCCAGGCCCUGUGGGCAUGGAGAUGGACAGACCUGGGCCUGGCACUUGAGAGGUCCUAGUCAGCCAUAGAGAGCUGGGGAAACCACAUUAAGGUGCUCACAAAAAUACAGUGUGACGUGUACUAUCA